AUGGAAUACAUCGACGAAGAGACGUUUACAAUCUCCCUCGUCAACUCGGAACGCCUGGCAGGAAAGGACCAGAUCAGCACAAGUAUCCCCGGCGCCGGCCUCAUCAGCGAGCUCGAGAUCGUCGAGGUCGAGGUCGAGGAGACAUUUACUCCACAGCUGCAGGUCAACGGCGGCGCAGCUCCCGCCAGUCCCGAGCCCGAGUCGCCCACGGCAAGUCCCACACGCCGUCAUUCCCAUACCCUUCCUGCCGAGUAUGAUGGGGGCGAGGAGUCGGAUAUCCCACCUGGAGCCGACGAGGGCGCCGACGGACGAGGCCCGGGCGGGCACGAGGCAGAUCUACGCAAUGUGCCGGUUGAUGGCGGCGCCGGAGGCGUGUCACACGAGCGCCGCAAAGGCCCGACCACGCCAACACGAACACACGCGUCGCUCUCGGACCAUGCACACGACGGAUCGCCACGCCGCAACCGCGCGCUCGAGGAUGUGACGACCUCGCCGCGCAACCACCACGCCUCGCACCCCUCCCAACGCGGUCACGAGAACCCCAAUGGUGUCAUUGUGCUCGACUCGCCGAUUAUUGAAGACGACAUCGCGCACGUUCCACAACCCGCUCAACCACCACCUCCAGCCAUGAGCUCGAGCAGCCGCGUCAAGGCAAUCACGCCGCCCCCUCCCAUCGUCGCCUCGCCGCACAAGAGCAACGGCAAGCAACGUGAAGUCCUCGAUGACGAGGCUCUCCCUCCCAUGAUUGAAGACCCAAGUCCUGACUGGAGGGAGCGACUCAAGUUCAUGAACAGGGGCACCCUCCCGCCUGGCGGCGGUGACUGGGCCGACAUGUCUCCAAGCGAAGGCCGCUGGCGUUCGGCUCUAGACUCUGGCGCGUCCACGCCAGGCAUGCACCCACCAAAGGACGGUAACUGGUCGGCUUCUCAGCGUCACUCGUGGUCGGAAGCACAGGGCGGCGCUGGGAAUGAGCUGAGUGCCGAUGAAGCGCCGGCACAGCACGGGACGUGGUCGGGCGGACCCCCUCCAGGACUCAAGGGUACACCAGGUCGAUCGGCCACCAUGCAGUCACACUCGCGGACCCCGGGGCACACAAGCGGUGAUGACGGACCCACAGUACCGAGUACACCAAAGGUGGGCGGGAAGCGCGCGCUCCGCUUCCCGAGGAUGCUGUCCACACGUCGGGCAAGCAUGUCGGCCGCGGCCCAGCCGCCAGCCAUACCCGAAGUUGCUGCGCCGUCCAUGACCAACGAGAUGAUGGCCGGUACGCUCCCUGUUAUGAUUCUCAAGACCUGGCUCGAUCGCGACGAGGAUGGCCACCGUGCCGUACCCGUUCUUCUCGGCAAUCUGCGCUUCCGUGUUGGCGACAGUGUCGGCUUCAAAGCUGGCAAGCCUGGACCGGGCCGCGAGAUGUUCAAGAUUGAAUGCGAGUACGGCGACGGCGCAGUCAAGUGGAUUGUGUACCGCGAGCUUCGAGACUUCUUGUCACUACAUGCGCAUUACAAGGCCGCAAACAUUGGAACGCGCGUCACCGGUCUGCGCUCGUCUCGCCAUGUCGAGAUUCCAGAGUUCCCGCGGUCCGCUAUUCCUUACUGGGCCCGCGAGAGCUACUACAUGGACUGGCUGGAGGGCAAGGGCGACUACAAGGGCAAGAAGGCAAAGGCAGCUGCCGAGGCGGCUGCCGCUUCCGAUAAGCAGAAAGCUGUUGAGCGCGGGGAGCGCGGAAAUGGCCGUCAAGAGUUUAGCACUGCGAGCAGGGACGCGCUCCAACAAUACCUCAUCGACUUGAUUCGUGCAGUGAUGUUCCGCCCAGAGUCUAACCGCUUGUGCACCUUCUUCGAGCUGUCCGCACUCACAGUGGCACUGGCACCGCGUGGAGGGUUCCAAGGCAAGGCCGGUUUCCUCAAGAUUCCGACCGCCAACGCGAGUCGUCGCAGCAACCAACCGGGCAUCCUUCCCAGCAGCUGGGUGAUGCACCGCAGGCCCAAGUGGUUCAUUGUGCGCGAAUCGUACUUUGUCGCGGCCGAGGGUCCAGAGGAGACCGAGUUCUAUGACGUCUUCCUCAUCGACUCGGACUUUUCUAUCGAAAGACCGAAGAGAGCUUACCGUCAAGGCCUGCAUCUCCUCUCUGGAUCUGGCUCGUCCAGACACCACGAGCCGGCGAGCCCAACAGCCGAGGGCGAGGUCGAGACGGCCGAGGAGAAGCACGAGCAAGCCCAAGAAAUUGAUGAAGAGAAGAAGGCGUCGCAACACACAUUCUACAUCGCCAACGCGCAGCGCCGUCUCAAGCUCGUGGCGAAGAAUGCUCGCCAGAUGCACCAGUUCAUCGUCUCGAUGGAGCGCAUUGCCAUGGAAUGCAUCUGGGCCGGUAGGAACCGCUUCGACUCAUUCGCCCCCGUGCGUCUGAAUGUCGCGGCGCAAUGGCUCGUCGACGGACGCGACUACUUCUGGAACCUGAGUCGAGCGAUGAACAUGGCCAAAUCGCGCAUCUACAUCCACGACUGGUGGAUCUCCCCCCAGAUCUACCUUCGUCGACCUGGUGACGAAAGAUACCGCCUCGACAACCUGCUCAAGCGCAAGGCGGAAGAAGGCGUGCGCAUCUUUAUCAUCAUCUACAACGAGGUAUCGGCCAAGACUACCCCUGUUGAAAGUCUCUACGUCAAGAAGACGCUCACUGGCCUCCACCCCAACAUCAUGGUCCAGAGGUCGCCCUCACAUCUUCCCAACGGCGCCCUGUACUGGUCUCAUCACGAAAAGCUCUGUGUGAUCGACGAGACCAUCGCCUUCAUGGGCGGUCUGGACCUGUGCUUUGGACGUUGGGACACAUCUCAGCACAUCAUGACCGACGAAGACCACACCAUGCCAGAUGGCCCAGAAGGCCCCGUGUGGCGUGGCAAGGAUUACUGGAACGAACGUGUCGCCGAGUUCCACGACCUGGACAAGCCAAUGGAGGACACGUUUGACCGUAGCAGGAUUCCACGGAUGCCGUGGCACGAUGUCGGACUCCAAAUUGUUGGCCAGCCGUCGCGUGAUCUGUGCCGUCACUUUGUCCAGCGGUGGAACUACCUUCUUCGCGUCAAGAACCACCGUCGGCAGAUGCCGUUCCUCGUCCCGCCCGCCGACUUUACCGAGACUGAACUGACCGACCUCAAGCUGCAGGGCACUUGCGAGGUGCAGAUCUGCCGGUCGGUUGGUCCGUGGUCGAUGGGCACAACGACCAAGAUUGAGCACUCGAUUCAAAACGCCUACGUCAAGUCGAUCCAGCUGUCUGAGCACUUUGUCUACAUUGAGAACCAAUUCUUCAUCACUUCGACAGUGGUCAACGGUAUCCAGAUUGAGAACAACAUUGGCAACGCACUGGUCAACCGCAUCAUCAAGGCGCACCGCGACGGCACACCGUGGAGGGCGUGUGUUGUCAUCCCUCUGCUGCCUGGCUACACCCACCCGAUUGACUCUGCGGAAGCAAGCUCGGUACGCCUCAUUCUGGAAUGCCAAAAUCGAACCAUCAGCCGAGGACCACAGUCGAUUUUCGCUCGCCUGCGCAAGGAGGGCAUCAACCCAGACGACUACAUUUCCUUCUUCUCCCUUCGCGGCUGGUGCAAGUUCAACUCGGGUGCCCUGGCUACAGAGAUGGUGUACAUCCACGGCAAGACGAUGAUUGUGGAUGACCGUCUGGUUUUGUGCGGCUCGGCCAACAUCAACGAACGGUCCCAGAGAGGUGACCGCGAUUCCGAGCUGGUCGCCGUCAUCCGUGACACCGACAUGAUUGACGGCACAAUGGCGGGCAAGCCGUUCAAGGUCGGCCGCUUUGCGCACACACUCCGUGUCCGACUUAUGCGCGAGCAUGCUGGUGUCGAUGUCGACGAGAUCGACGAGGAUGAGCUCAUGCUCCGCAAGCCAGUAGCCGAGCAGGCCGAGAUUGCGGUUUGGGAUCCCGACCACGAGCAGACUGGUAACGCCAGGCGCGGCAUCACCCGUGUGAAGAAGAGCACGCCAAGAGAGAGGCUCGGAAAAUCAGUCUCGGCGGCCGUUGGCAGCAUCGCCAAGGGUGUCGGAGAGAACAUGAAGGGGUACGUUGACAAGGGGUUGGAGACGGUUACCGCCAUCGAACACGAAGCGGGGCCACACCGCGAGAGCUUCCAAAGCGACAACGGGCCGACAAUGGAAGAGCGAGCCGUCCUUAAGACUCAUGCCGAGCAUGGUGGGGCCGCUGGACACCCUGAAGAGGAGGCGGAUGAACUUGGCGCCUUGGACCAGGGCGACGAGCGCGAGCUUGCGCAGCACCUUUUGCAGACAAACCUCAAGUCGGAGUCGCGAUGGUCAAUGCCAAUUGACCCGCCCAAGAUGGAUCCCAACUUGUUCCACGACCCUCUCGACAAGCGGUUCUGGGACGACAUCUGGGUCGCUGCGGCCGUCUUCAACACCGAGGUAUUCCGCAAGGUGUUCCGUGCGAUGCCCGACGACCUGGUCUCGACGUGGGCACAGUACAAAGAGUACGCGACGUACUUUGAAAAGUUCAUCCGUACUCCUGGUUCCAGGGCAUCACCUACUCCCGAGCCUGCUGGGGAGGACAAGGACAAGGACAAGCCCAACGGCGAUAGUGCCACGCCGGCCGGACAGCCAGCCCACGAGACGACGGUGAUUGCUGGCCCAGCGGGCAGCGGCGGCGAGGAUGGCAACAAGCCGUCUGGUGACCACGAGCCGUGGGCCGAGUGGGAGUUGCGAGAGAUGGAGAAUCUGUUGAACGAGCUGCGGGGUACGCUGGUGGUGUACUCGACCCACUUCCUCGAGGCCGAGGACCAGGCCAACAACUUUUUGUUCAAUCAAGAGCGCAUCCUGCCGCUUCUCAUUUACGACUAGGCGGCGUGUGGUUUGGUGUGUGAUGUUGUGUGUGGCGUUGUUUGCAUUAGUACAGCAUGGCGUAGGAGAUAUAAUACGAGCGAGUGAGCGAAGCGGCG
This is a messenger RNA of Vanrija pseudolonga, 4958 nucleotides long. RefSeq names its product Phospholipase D1. NCBI's taxonomy places the organism in Eukaryota, Fungi, Basidiomycota, Tremellomycetes, Trichosporonales, Trichosporonaceae. Gene Ontology annotation, molecular function: D-type glycerophospholipase activity. The transcript is spliced from 8 exons. The coding region runs from base 1 to 4860 and encodes 1619 amino acids. Gene Ontology annotation, cellular component: intracellular membrane-bounded organelle. Gene Ontology annotation, biological process: phospholipid catabolic process. The record is from RefSeq and is a predicted model, not a curated record.